This is a messenger RNA of Nanorana parkeri, 2382 nucleotides long. RefSeq names its product solute carrier family 6 member 12 (gene SLC6A12). Gene Ontology annotation, molecular function: gamma-aminobutyric acid:sodium:chloride symporter activity. Lineage: Eukaryota; Metazoa; Chordata; Amphibia; Anura; Dicroglossidae. The transcript has 15 exons. Gene Ontology annotation, biological process: neurotransmitter transport; sodium ion transmembrane transport. The coding region runs from base 144 to 1982 and encodes 612 amino acids. The record is from RefSeq and is a predicted model, not a curated record. Gene Ontology annotation, cellular component: plasma membrane.
UUAAUAGUCAGUCCAGGGAUCCCGAAGGCUGUGGAAGUAGAAACAGUGCUGGAUCCUGGGUCAAUGUGACAAUUCCCUGCGUACAUCCCAUCCUCUGACUCCUGGAACCGUGUCAUUGUGCCUGGACUUGUCCUCUGAGGGUGAUGGGUCGCAAGCACUGUGAGGAAGCCUGGAAUGAGGCCGAGAAGUCAGACGCCCUCUGCGCCCGAUCGAAGGACCCGGGCUCGGAGGGGAAGAUGGAGGAUCGAGGGCAAUGGGGCAAUAAAGUCGAAUUCGUCUUGUCCGUUGCUGGUGAAAUUAUUGGUCUGGGGAAUGUUUGGAGAUUUCCUUAUCUCUGCUAUAAGAACGGAGGCGGAGCCUUCUUCAUCCCUUAUCUCAUCUUCCUCUUCACCUGCGGCAUUCCGGUCUUCUUGUUGGAGACGGCAUUGGGCCAAUACACCAGCCAGGGAGGCGUCACCGCCUGGAGGAAAAUCUGCCCCCUCUUAGAAGGCAUUGGAUAUGCCUCACAGGUGAUUGAAUCCUACCUGAACAUCUACUAUAUUGUCAUCCUCUCCUGGGCUCUGUUCUACCUCUUCAGCUCAUUCACUGCCGAACUGCCGUGGGCUUCCUGCAACCACACCUGGAACACAGAAAACUGUGUUGAUGACAUCAAAAAUUUCCAGAAUUAUACAGCAUCUCCAAAUGCUACCUCACCUGAGGUGGAAUUUUGGGAGAACCGGGCGCUGGGCUUGUCCUCUGGGAUCGAUCACCUGGGAUCGAUCCGCUGGGAUCUGGCACUGUGUCUCCUUCUUGCCUGGAUCAUCUGUUACUUCUGUAUCUGGAAAGGCGUCAAAUCCACUGGAAAGGUUGUAUACUUCACUGCUACCUUUCCAUAUCUGAUGCUGAUCAUUCUGUUGAUUCGAGGAGUGACGCUGCCUGGAGCCUACGAAGGGAUCAUUUUCUAUCUAAAGCCAGACAUCAGCCGGCUGAAGGACCCUCAGGUGUGGAUGGACGCAGGGACCCAAAUCUUCUUCUCGUACGCCAUCUGCCAGGGAUGUCUGACAGCGCUGGGGAGCUACAACAAGUACAACAACAACUGCUAUAGGGACUGCAUAGCGCUGUGCUUCCUGAACAGCAUCACCAGCUUUGUGGCGGGCUUUGCCAUCUUCUCUGUUUUGGGGUUCAUGGCUCGGGAACAGGGGGUCCCUAUUUCUCAGGUGGCAGAGUCUGGUCCUGGACUUGCUUUUAUUGCCUAUCCAAAAGCUGUAACAAUGAUGCCUGUGGCACCUCUCUGGUCAUGCCUCUUCUUCCUUAUGCUCAUCUUCUUGGGACUCGACAGUCAGUUUGUCUGUGUAGAGAGCCUAGUGACAGCCAUCGUAGAUAUGUUUCCUGAGGUGUUCCGGAAAAAAUAUCGCCGUGAAUUCCUCAUUCUGGCAAUAGCCAUCAUCUGCUAUCUCCUGGGACUCGUCCUGAUAACUGAGGGUGGGAUGUACGUCUUCCAGCUUUUCGAUUAUUAUGCUGCCAGUGGGACCUGCCUGCUGCUGGUUGCCAUCUUUGAAGUAGUUUGUGUCGGCUGGGUGUACGGAGCCGAUCGGUUCUAUGACAAUAUUGAGGAUAUGAUUGGCUAUCGGCCGUGGCCACUGGUAAAGUUUUGCUGGUUGGUGGCUACCCCUUCUGUCUGUAUGGGCACAUUCCUAUUCUCCCUCAUCAAGUAUACGCCCCUGAAGUACAAUAAUCGCUAUGUGUACCCACCAUGGGGUUACGCUAUAGGCUGGCUCAUGGCUACCUCAUCGAUGAUCUGCAUCCCGGUCUAUGCCGCCUAUAUCACCCUACGGACCAAAGGUCCAUUCAUACAGAGGCUGAAGCAGCUCGUGACCCCACAUGCUGACCUUCCUCAGCCAAAGAAGUAUUUGUCAGACUGCGACAGCACCGGGAAAUUUGGAGCAUUGAGCGUGGAAGUCAAGGAUGGACUUAUUGCUCCUGACAAAGAGACGCGGUUCUGAUGCAGGAAGAAAAAUCUAGUACAGUAAUCCAGGGACUGGUACAGAAGGAGGACUUUACUGCCCAGUCUAUACAAGGACUUCUAACAAAACCUACAGCCCAACAAUUUACCUGUUUCAUCCUUUUCACUGCAACUGUAUCUUCACCAGUGGGUUGUGUCCCCAAAUGGGGUCCCAGUCUAAAGCUUGGGUUCGCCAGAUUUAUGACACAUACCUGACAUUAUGUGAGGAUUUAGCAGGAACCCCAUUCGUUAAUAGAAGAGUGAUGGUCCCAGAUAUAUUUGACACUUACAGACCUUUUUAAAAAAAAUUAGUAGACCACCACUUGGUCUCCAGUUCUAGGCCGUUUUGUCUACCAUCUAAUCUAGCAGAACCCACACAUGUGUUAGUUUGGUCAUGCAGU